This is a messenger RNA of Lasiosphaeria miniovina, 3268 nucleotides long. RefSeq lists its product as uncharacterized. Lineage: Eukaryota; Fungi; Ascomycota; Sordariomycetes; Sordariales; Lasiosphaeriaceae. Gene Ontology annotation, molecular function: oxidoreductase activity. Bases 246 to 2948 code for a protein of 900 amino acids. The transcript has 7 exons. The record is from RefSeq and is a predicted model, not a curated record.
CAGGUAUUUAGAACAAGUGGAAGCGCUUUUCCGGCUCAAUCGCCAUUAACAGUUGCCGUGCAUUCCAACCCGGAACCCCCCUCAAUCAACCGGCCAUAUUUUGAGGUAUCUGCGUGCAGCGUGCAAAUCUGUGAACUGCUACCUAUUUAGCCCAUCGCCGCCUGUAACCCGCGCGGAAGCCAUUAUUUCGCGCAACACCAGCACAGCUGCCCCAGCACCAACAAACUCAAAUUUGGCACAUCGUGAUGGCAGACCAAUUGAGAUACGACGGCCAGGUCGUCGUCGUCACAGGCGCGGGCGGUGGCCUCGGCAAGGCCUAUGCCACCUUUUUUGCCUCGCGCGGAGCCAGUGUCGUCGUCAACGACCUCGGCGGAUCGUUCAAGGGCGAGGGCGCCUCUAGCAAGGCUGCCGAUGUUGUCGUUGACGAGAUCAAGACCGCAGGCGGCAAGGCAGUUGCUAACUACAACAGCGUCGAGGAUGGCGACAAGAUCAUCGAGACGGCCAUCAAGAGCUUUGGCCGCAUUGACAUCCUCAUCAACAACGCCGGCAUCCUGCGCGAUGUCAGCUUCAAGAACAUGAAGGACGCAGACUGGGACCUCAUCUUUAAGGUCCACGUCCAGGGUAGCUACAAGUGCGCCCGCGCCGCCUGGCCGCACUUCCGCAAGCAAAAGUACGGCCGUGUCAUCAACACGGCUUCGGCCGCCGGCCUCUUCGGCAACUUCGGCCAAGCCAACUACUCGGCUGCAAAGCUCGCUAUGGUUGGCUUCACCGAGACCCUGGCCAAGGAGGGCGCCAAGUACAACAUCAUCUCCAACGUCAUCGCCCCCAUCGCUGCCAGCCGCAUGACCGAGACCGUCAUGCCCCCUGACCUCCUCGCCCUCAUGAGGCCCGAGUGGGUUGUGCCUCUUGUGGCUGUAUUGGUCCACAAGAACAACACGAGCGAGAGCGGCUCCAUCUUCGAGGUCGGCGGCGGCCACAUCGCCAAGUUGCGCUGGGAGCGGUCCAGCGGCCAGCUCCUCAAGUGCGACGACAGCUACACCCCGGGCGCCAUCAUCAAGAAGUGGGACCAAGUCAUCGACUUCUCCAACCCCCAGUACCCCAGCGGGCCCAACGAUUUCCUGUCGCUCCUCGAGGACUCGAUGAAGAUGGGCCCCAACGACAAGGGCGAGAAGCUCGACUUCACCGGCCGCGUUGCCCUCGUCACCGGAGGCGGUGCUGGCAUUGGCCGCGCAUAUUGCUUGGCCUUUGCCAGGCAUGGCGCCGACGUGGUUGUCAAUGACCUCGUGAACCCCGACGACGUGGUCAAUGAGAUCAAGAAGAUGGGCCGCAAGGCCGUCGGUGCCAAGUUCUCGGCCGAGGACGGCGACGCGGUCGUCAAGGCUGCCAUUGACGCCUUUGGCCGUGUCGAUAUCGUCGUGAACAACGCCGGAAUCCUCAGGGACAAGGCUUUCAACAACAUGGACGACAGCCUCUGGGACCCCGUCAUGAAUGUCCACGCUCGCGGAACCUACAAGGUCACCAAGGCUGCGUGGCCAUACUUCCUGAAGCAGAAGUACGGCCGUGUUAUCAACACUACCUCGACCAGCGGCAUCUACGGCAACUUUGGUCAAGCCAACUACUCUGCGGCGAAAUGCGCCAUUCUGGGCUUUAGCCGAGCUCUUGCCCUCGAGGGUUUCAAGUACAACAUUUUCGUUAACACCAUUGCCCCCAACGCCGGCACAGCCAUGACCAAGACAAUCCUGCCCGAGGAGCUCGUCCAGGCCUUCAAGCCUGAGUACAUUGCGCCCUUGAUCCUGGCUCUCUCCAGCGACAAGGUUCCCAAGAACCCCACCGGCGCCUUGUACGAGGUUGGCAGCGGCUGGGUUGGUCAGACAAGAUGGCAGCGGACGGGUGGUCACGGCUUCCCCGUCGACGUGCCGCUCACGCCCGAGGCGGUCGUCAAGCACUGGAAGGACAUUGUUACCUUUGACAGCCGCGCCGACCACCCCGAGAAGACCCAAGACAGCCUGCAGAAGAUCAUGGCCAACAUGGAGAACCGGAGUGAUGGAAAGAGUGAAUCAUCUAGCAAUCAAUAUCUCGAGGCCAUCCAAAAGGCUCUCAAAGCGGAAGCCGUAGGCACUGAGUUCAAGUACACCGAACGCGACGUUAUGCUCUACAACCUCGGCAUUGGGGCGAAGCGCAAUGACUUGAGAUACGUUUUCGAGGGCAGCGAUGACUUUCAAGUCCUCCCGACCUUUGGAGUGAUCCCCCCCUUCGACGCCGAGCUUCCCUACAGCCUAGAGGAGCUCGUACCAAACUUCAAUCCCAUGAUGCUGUUGCACGGGGAGCAAUAUCUUGAGGUGAAAAAGUACCCAAUCCCCACGUCCGGUCGCCUUAUCUCCAAGGGUAAGCUGCUUGAGGUGGUGGACAAGGGCAACGCGGCCGUGGUCAAGAGCGGCAUCACCACUACCAACGCCGAGACGGGCGAGGAGAUCUUCUACAACGAGAUGACAGUGUUCCUCCGCGGCUGUGGCGGCUUUGGCGGCCAGAAGAAGCCUGCCGACCGCGGCGCCAGCACCGCUGCCAACAAGCCACCAAACCGGAUGCCUGACGUUGUGGUCGAGGAGAAGACCACCGAGGAGCAGGCGGCCCUGUACCGUCUGAGCGGCGACUACAACCCCCUCCACGUCGACCCUAACUUCGCCAAGAUGGGCGGUUUCAAGCAGCCCAUUCUGCACGGGUUGUGCUUCUUCGGCAUUGCCGGCAAGGUCGUUUAUGAAAAAUUCGGCCCGGUCAAGAACAUCAAGGUGCGCUUCGCUGGCACCGUCAACCCCGGCCAGACUCUCGUCACCGAGAUGUGGAAGGAGGAAAACAAGGUAAUCUUCCAGACCAAGGUCAAGGAGACGGGCAAGCUGGCAAUUGGUGGCGCUGCGGCUGAGCUGGCCCAGGGCAGCAGUGGCAAGCUGUAAAAAUCUUUUCUUUUUUCACUGUCUCCUGUCCCUCGUAUUUUGAAUAUAUAUCUAGAAGCGGAAAGCGUUGACCUCUUUGGAAUGAUGGGAAUCUUUUCUUUUUUUAUCUGCAUUGUAACUGAACUGUAUAUAGCAUACACCUGGUUUUACUACACAAGACAAAAGUAACCUAGCUUUGCACGUCCCGUUCUUCACGGAGAGAAUGCAACACUAAGAGGCUAGUUGUUGCGAACUCCAUGAUAGAGCUGCACACUCACAGCAUGUGCGUGUUACAGGCAGGUACUUUCUAGGUUUCUGAAAGCAGCUGCCAACUUUUGAUU